Molecule: messenger RNA, 2746 nt
Organism: Colletotrichum destructivum
Lineage: Eukaryota; Fungi; Ascomycota; Sordariomycetes; Glomerellales; Glomerellaceae
Product: Putative calcineurin-like phosphoesterase domain, ApaH type, PPP domain-containing protein
Exons: 7
Coding region: 437-1873 (478 amino acids)
Molecular function (GO): protein binding; hydrolase activity
Source: RefSeq, a predicted model, not a curated record
GUUGUAUUCUAGAAGUGGCAAUUAAGUAGUACCACCCCGUCGCAUCAAAUCGCACCCGUGUGGUGGCAGCACUGUUUCCCCCGUUAGGUUGGCAAGUUAGCUCCGAAGAGGGUUUAAGGGCCGAACCGUCGCGAAUGGACUGAAAGCCUUCUGAGUGUGACCCCAGGCCCAGCAACUCCAACCUUCGAACAGCUUCCGCCGCAUGCCGUGGUAAAAUUUGCUGCUGCCACUCUUCUUCUCCCGUCCCAUUUGGCACAUCGACCAUCAGCACGCAUCGUUCGAGCUCCGCGGCAGAAGGGAACACACCUUUGCUCCCACUUGUCAAGUCCGUGGCCGAGAUAGUUAGGAUUAGGUUCCCCUCCCCCUCCAUCAUUUGCCUGCGAUAAUCUAUCUACCCCACACCUUGGUUCUGCAAAAGUCCGCCGUCGUUUCCACCAUGUCUACGCCGGAAGAGCGGGCGGUUGCCUUCAAGAAUGAUGGCAACAAGGCUUUCGCUGCCCACGAUUGGCCGAAGGCUAUCGAGUUAUACACCAAGGCCAUCGAGCUGAACGACAAGGAGCCGACAUUCUACACCAACCGCGCUCAGGCAAAUAUCAAGUCUGAGGCGUACGGCUAUGCUAUCUCGGAUUGUUCCAAGGCGCUCGAAUUGAACCCGAAGCUGGUCAAGGCAUACUUUCGCCGAGGCCUUGCCCAAACCGCCUGCAUCAGACCCAAGGAUGCCGUUGUCGACUUCAAGGAGUGUUUACGACUCGAUCCGAACAACAAAGACGCUAAAUUGAAGCUGGACGAAUGCAAAAAGAUUGUGCGCAAAUUGGACUUCUUCGCUGCCAUCGAGGUCGGCGACGAGCCCUCUGCAGCUGAGGGUCUCGAUAUCAGUGUCAUUAACGUCGAGGAGGACUACGAUGGCGUCAGAUUGGAAGAAGAGAUGACCCAGGAGUUCAUCGACGACAUGACAGAGCGAUUCAAGAAGGGCAAGAAGAUCCACAAGAAAUACGUCUACCAGAUCAUCUUGGCCGUCAAGAAGAUUGUCUACGACGAGGCGACGAUGGUAGAGAUGGAGAUCCCUGAGGGCACUCAGCUUACUGUUUGUGGUGACACACACGGCCAGUACUUCGAUCUGAUGGAGCUGUUCCGCCUCAACGGAACCCCCAAUGACAAGCAUUACUACCUGUUUAACGGCGACUUCGUCGAUCGUGGAUCAUGGUCCACCGAGAUCGCACUCCUGCUUUACGCCUACAAAUGGCUGCGCCCCAAGGCCUUCUUUUUGAACCGCGGCAACCACGAGACCGACGACAUGAAUCGCGUGUACGGUUUCGAGGGCGAGUGCAAGGCGAAGUACAACGAGAGAAUCUUCAAGCUGUUCUCCGAGAGCUUUUCGGCUUUGCCUCUUGCGACUCUGAUCGGCACUAAGUACCUCGUGCUGCACGGAGGUCUGUUCUCUGACGACAAGGUCACUUUGGAUGAUAUCCGCAAACUUGACAGGCAUGCUCAGCGCCAACCCGGUCAGGCUGGCCUCAUGAUGGAGAUGCUUUGGACAGAUCCCCAGGACGAGCCGGGCCGUGGCCCCAGCAAGCGUGGUGUCGGCAUGCAAUUCGGCCCAGACGUCACCAAGAAGUUUUGUGAGAACAACGGUCUUGAAGCCGUCAUCCGCAGCCACGAAGUCCGCAUGGACGGUUACGAAGUGCAGCACGACGGACGAUGCAUUACUGUCUUCUCUGCGCCCAGAUACUGCGACUCUACCGAGAACAGGGGCGCGUACAUCAACAUUGGCCCCGACUACGAGUUGCAGUUUCAGCAGUUUGACGCGGUUCCUCACCCGGAUAUCAAGCCCAUGGCGUAUGCUCAGAGCUCUCUCAUGUCGUCUCUGAUGUAGUUUGGUGAGUAUUACGGAUCUGUUGACCAGAGGAUAAGAGACGAGAUAUUUUGCAUCCGCAAGCAUACAUGUUGCAUGUGAUUGGCGCAUAUGGGGGCGGGCUGGGCGGCGGCGUGGGUUUGGCCAUGCGGAUAAAUCGGAGUUCAUUGUUCCUGGCGGACCGUACAACCAACCAUAUCCCCGACUCUAGAAUAAUCUGACGUUUGGGCGUCUGGUCAAAUCCCGUUCUUUGUUACAGUUUCUGACGGUGACCCUCGUUUCACGAAAACCAGAGCUUGUCUUGGCCGUCGGCGCCGACCAUGGCGCCUAGGUAGUCGGAGCACUGCUUCACGCGGAGCACCCGCCGGGUCCCCUGCUCGGAGACGCCGGCCCACGCCGUGAUGGCGGCAGCGAAGGGGCUAAGGUCCGGACGGGGCACGCGCAGCCAGCACUGGGUGCGGUCGACCUUGAGGAUGUCGAUGGGGAUGGCGGAGCCCGUGACGCCGAGGAACUGGCGCAGCGCGGCGUCGCAGUAGGAGCGCACCUGAAGGUCGUCCAAGCCUGCUGUUGCCUCGGGCGCUUGCGGGGAGUCGGCGAUGAGCUCGAGAUGAGCGUACGAGAAUGCCGGUGUCUUUAUGGUGCAUGUGAGGAGCUCGUGGGAUUUGAGACUCGUUGCGCGAGGGGUGCUGGCCGGCGUCUCUUCCGCCGAUGAGUUUUGCGUCGUCAUGACGGUAAUGUAUGUGGCCUCGUGGGUUGAGUAUGACCUUGGUAUCGUGAAUCGAAUAUUUGCAGCACACUCCGAGUUAGAACUGCUGAUGAUGGUGACUUUUUCUUCUGCCGGUGCACCCUUCUUGAUCGUUUCGAACGAAGCGAGUCUAGAAUAUAGAAAUAGAC